AUGAAAGUAGUUGAUCUUAUUAACGAUAAAAAAGAAGAUGAAAUGAUUCAAUUGAUUGUUCAAGCAAUGAAAAAACUCCAUGACCCAUUUGAAGAAAAGUAUAUCACAAAACGAGAUGAAAUUAUUCAAUCAUUAAAACAACUCGAUGGAUUACUUGUCUCACAAGAAAUAGCACAAAAAAGAGUUCCUCUUAUGACAAUAAAACAAGUUGAAGAAAAAGAAAAAGAGUUAAAUUCACUCCAAAUAGAAGAAAAGAAAAUAGAAAAGACAAAAGAGGAAAUCAAAAUAAAAGAAGAACAACUAUUAAAAAUAAAAAAGGAGUUUAGUGAAAAACAAAUAAAAUGUGAGGAAUUAUCCAAACGACAACAAGAACAUCAGGACACAAUCAAGUCAAUUAAAAAUUAUACGUUAGAUGAUAUUAACAAUAAGAAAUUAGAACAAGAUGAUAAAGAAAUUGAGCUUGUUGAAGUUAAAAAGAAAGUAAAAGAAACAAAGGCAUCAUUAGAACAAAAAAAACAAGAGAAUCAAAAGCUUAAAAAUGAGAGAGAUGAGUUAUUAAAGAAGAUUGAAGAAAUAGAAAUAAUCAACACAAAUGGAGAAACUAAAAUAAAGGAAUUAGAAGAUGAAAUUAAAAAAUUAAAUGAUUUUAUUCAAACAAGAAAAAGAGAAUUAGAAAUGGAAGCUACUGCACUUGAAAGAAAAGGAAGGGAUUUAGAAAAAGAAACUGAUGAAAUUCAAAAACAAAUUAUUGAAUCAUGUAAUGCUCUUGGAAUUGAAGUUAAUCCUCUUGAAAUAGAAAAUAAUCUUGAUUAUCAACAAGUUGAUGACAUUGAAUCACCAAUAGAAGAUGAUGGACUUUUGUUUUAA
Molecule: messenger RNA, 867 nt
Organism: Entamoeba dispar SAW760
Lineage: Eukaryota; Evosea; Mastigamoebida; Endamoebidae
Exons: 1
Coding region: 1-867 (288 amino acids)
Source: RefSeq, a predicted model, not a curated record